AUGGCAAAAUUAACGCCGCCUCUAUCUCCGAGUUCAAAGCAGAAGGAGAGCCGCAGGCGAGUAAAUAAACAAAGCCUGUUCGGAGUACUGAGAAGUCAUAAGGAUUCACUGAGGCCAAGACUCGAUACUGGCAGGAGCUCAUUGAUAACAGACCGUAGGCAACGGUACUUGUUAAGCUCAGAUUUUGGGCUUCUUGCGAUCAAGGUUUCACGUUCAACAAGUUUAAGAUGA
Molecule: messenger RNA, 231 nt
Organism: Danaus chrysippus (African queen)
Lineage: Eukaryota; Metazoa; Arthropoda; Insecta; Lepidoptera; Nymphalidae
Source: the annotation of a GenBank genome assembly